GAUGAUGAUUAUAUACCAACACCGCCAGAUGGAGGUUAUGGCUGGAUUAUUGUUAUCUGUUCAUUUGUAUCUAAUAUGAUUGUUGACGGAAUAGGUUAUACUUUUGGAGUAUUUUUGGUGGAAUUUGUCGAUGUCUUCAAGGCUCCAAAAAGCAAGAUAUCUCUAAUUGGUUCAUUAUUAUGUGGAAUUUAUCUAUUUGCUGGUCCUAUUGUUAGUGGUAUGACCAACAGAUAUGGUUGUAAACCAGUUGCUGUAGUAGGAAGUUUUAUAUCUGCCACUGCUUUUGUGUUAAGUACAUUUUCACCAAAUGUUGAAGUUUUGACGCUGACUUAUGGUGUCAUUGGAGGGUUUGGUUUUGGCAUGAUAUAUUUACCAGCUAUUGUUAGUGUUGGUUAUUACUUUGAAUCAAAAAGAGCCUUGGCAACAGGAAUUGCUGUAUGUGGUUCGGGUGUUGGAACUUUUGUGUUGGCGCCUUUCUCCAAAUUCUUGUUAGAUCAGUAUGAUUGGCGCAAUGCACUGUUGAUUUUGGCUGGUAUUAUCUUACAAGCUGCUGUUUGUGGAAUGUUGAUGAGGCCACUAGAAGUCAGUAAACCCAAACCCACUCGACCACGGGCUAAAAAUAUGAUUGAUAGAAUAAAGGAACAAACAAAAUCAAAACCCAGUUCACCACAACACGAACUUCCACCUAUUGAUAGUAAGGACACUAAUAAAAGAAAAAGUGAUCCAGAGGUCCAAUAUCCAGUCGUGAAAACAACCAAAUUUAGCAAUGGAAGCCUUCCCAACAACAUGCAUCAUAAAAUUCACGAAUUUUCGCCUCUGUUAAGUGCUUCAGAUCCUAAAAAUAUAAUGUUAAAAGUUCAACCUAAUGGUCUCCAGAACAUUGUAGUCAACGAUAAAAGGAGCAAAUUAAUAAACUCAAAAAAUCUGCUUGCUCCCAAGGAGGACUAUAAACGUCCUUUAUAUCGAAAAGAUAUAUUUUACAGUGGAAGUGUUCUGAAUAUUCCACAAUUUAAAUCUCAACCUGAUAUGCGAAGUUACAUUCAGAGUAUUACAACAAUUCCGACGGAAAUAGAAAGAAAAGAAGAAUCUCAUUUUUGGCAAUAUCUUUGCAUUCCCAACUCUGCGAAAGAUACCCUUCGUGAAAUGAUGGAUUUUUCAUUAUUUAGAGAUGCGGGAUUUAUUCUGUUAUGCACUGGAAACGUGUUUGUUUUCCUUGGAUUUUAUGUUCCUUUCGUUUACUUAGUUGAUAAGGCUGUACUGAAUGGAAUAGAUGAACAUAAAGCAGCAUUUUUAGUAUCUGUUAUCGGUAUAACUAAUUGUUUUGGAAGAUUAGUCGCUGGUUGGUUAGCCGACAGACCUCGUGUCAGUAGUUUAUUAGUUAACAAUAUCUCAGUGGCUAUCACUGGUCUUAUUACCAUGUUAUUCCCAUUCUGUAAUGAUUAUAUUACUUUAAAUGUAGCAGCUUCAAUAUUUGGAACAUCACUUGGUGCAUUUAUCUCACUGUCAUCUAUAAUUAUAUGUGAUUUACUGGGGAUUGAAAAAUUGACAAAUGCAUUUGGUUUAUUGGCAAUGUUCAGAGGCAUGGCGGCGAUGGCGGGCCCCCCUCUAGCAGGGUAUAUUUAUGAUACAACUAGCAGCUACGACAUAUCUUUUUACACUGGUGGUGCAUUAUGUUCAAUCGGGGCCAUAUUACAUUUCUUGUUG
Lottia gigantea (owl limpet) is the source of this 1704-nucleotide messenger RNA. RefSeq lists its product as hypothetical. NCBI's taxonomy places the organism in Eukaryota, Metazoa, Mollusca, Gastropoda, Lottiidae. Gene Ontology annotation, biological process: transmembrane transport; monocarboxylic acid transport. The annotation marks the transcript as partial. Gene Ontology annotation, molecular function: monocarboxylic acid transmembrane transporter activity. The record is from RefSeq and is a predicted model, not a curated record. The transcript has 7 exons.